Molecule: messenger RNA, 2749 nt
Organism: Hypanus sabinus (Atlantic stingray)
Lineage: Eukaryota; Metazoa; Chordata; Chondrichthyes; Myliobatiformes; Dasyatidae
Product: general transcription factor II-I repeat domain-containing protein 2-like
Exons: 2
Coding region: 746-2680 (644 amino acids)
Source: RefSeq, a predicted model, not a curated record
AUUUCACCUCACCAGCAGCAUUUUCACAUGACUAGUGAAUUUCAAGAGGAAAGUUCUUCAGCUUGAGUGGGUAGUGUAGGAUCUAAUUUCCUAUUUGCACUCUAAGCCUCACAGCAGAAGAGUUCCACUCUCGGUGUAGCUGCCUCCAAGAACCUGGGGAACCACAUGUGCUGGUGUCAAUGUCACUAAGCACAGAAACAGCACAAAGUUUAAAAUUACAGCCAGACUGAAUGGACUUAGUCCUCUUCUUAAGGCGGGGGUCGGCAACCUGCGGCUCCCGAGCCAUUUGUGGCUCUUUCACCUCUGUGCUGCGGCUCCCUGUGGCUUUGGGAAAUAAUUGGUCAGUAUUUAAUUAAAAUGUAUUUUAUGUUAGUUUGUUAGCUUUUGAAAUGUAAUUCUAAAUUUGAAGAUUAUGGUGAUCUUGUACAAUCUAAGUGUGGCGACACAUUUCCUGGCACAUCCGAAACGGCUCACAAUUAGCCAGCAUUCCGGCUAAGGGAGAUAGCCUACGGGGGUUUGUGAGUACGCGUCUUUUGCAGCAUCUGCGUCCAUGGGGGCUGGGUUGAGGGAGGCUUAAAAGCAAGGCUGUUUAGUUCGAAUAAAGUUAUUCGACUGCAGUUUACUGACUGCGUGAGCACACCGCUACAACGUGUUUUUAUCGCUAUUAAUAUACGUCACCACUGCCAAUACCUGACACCCGCCAGUGCGCGAUUUCUUUAAUUUUUCGAUCCAAGGUAAGCCAACUAUGGAGAAUUCUAAAAAAAGAAAAGUGACUGAAGAAAACAGAACGUUUAAUGAUACGUGGACAGAUUCAUUUGCUUUCACUGUUGACGAGACUGGUUUACCGGUAUGCUUAAUAUGCAAUGAGAAACUAGCAAACAACAAAAAGUCAAAUGUCGCAAGGCAUUUCCAGAGUAAACACGCAGCCUUUGCUCAAAAAUAUCCGGAUGGAGAUGAGAGAAAAAAAGCCGUUUCGGAACUGAUGCAGAAGGUUGAUCUGAGCAAAAAUCAUUUCCAGAAAUGGAUGAAGUCUGGAAAAUCAACGACAUACGCCAGUUAUAUUGCCGCUCAGGAAAUAGUCAGGCACGGGAAACAGUUUACAGAUGGUGAAUAUAUAAAAGAAUCUUUCAUUAAGAUUUCAGAACAUCUAUUCACGGACUUUAAAAACAAGAGUGAAAUUGUGCAGAAAAUCAGGGAUAUGCCCCUCUCUGCAAAGACUGUCAAAGACAGAACCAUAAAAAUGGCAGAAGACAUCACAAGACAGCAAAUUAAAGACAUCAAUUCAGCUGUGGCCUACUCGAUUGCCUGUGACGAGUCUAAAGACAAAGGUGAUAUUGAACAAAUAGCGUUGUUCUGCCGGUAUGUAAACUCUGCCGGGCCACAGGAAGAACUGAUUGAGUUGAUACCUCUAAAAGACCAAACACGGGGGGAGGACAUCUGUGAGGCUGUCUUGAAUUGUUUAAGAGCCAAAGGAAUAAAGACCACCCAUCUGGUGUCAGUAGCUACUGAUGGGGCUCCGAAUAUGACGGGAACGCACAAGGGAUUUGUGGCUUUACUGCAGAAGUCGCUGGACAGAAAGCUGCUGACUUUUCACUGCAUCUUGCACCAAGAGGCACUGUGCGCUCAAACAUUUCCUCCGGAAUGCACAGAAGUAAUGGAUGUUGUCAUUCAGAUUGUCAAUAAAAUAAUGGCAAAAAGUUUAAAUCACCGUCAAUUCCGUUUGUUACUGGACGAGAUGGAAAGCGCAUAUUCUGAUCUCCUGCUGCACAACAAAGUCCGGUGGCUGUCCAAAGGGGAGGUGCUGAAACGCUUUGUCGCAUGUCUGGAAGAAGUGAAAACUUUCCUGGGCAGCAAAGGGCUCACCUUUCCUGAGCUGGAACAGCCAGAGUGGCUGGAAAAGCUACACUUCAUGGUAGACAUGACAGCGCACCUGAACACGCUGAACACAGCUCUUCAGGGGAAAGGACGCACAGCCCUGCACAUGUUGGAGGAUGUUUUGGCAUUCGAGCGCAAGUUGACAGUGCUUGCCAGAGAUUUACAGAAAGGCACUUUGUCUCACUUCCCCAAUUUGAGAGAGUUCAAACAAGGUCACGACAUGAUAAUUUCGGAGUAUUUACAUUCUGCAAUCAUCGCAAUGCAAACAUCGUUUGGGAAACGCUUCUGUGAGUUCAGAGAGGAAAAAAACACAUUAUCCUUCCCGGUCACUCCCUUAAGCAUCGAUCCUUCCCUACUGAAUACGACUGCAUUGGCAGGUGUGAGUCAACCUGAUCUUGAGAUGGAACUGGCCGACAUAGCCGACAAAGACAUAUGGGUGUCCAAGUUUAGACGCUUGACAGCAGACCUUGAAGAUGUUGCCCGUCAGAAGGCCGUUCUUGCUCAGAAUCACAAAUGGAGUGAUAUUGAAAACCUUCCAAAACCGGACAAACUUGUGUUCGAAACAUGGAAUGCUAUGCCCGACAUUUAUGUAAACAUGAAAAAGUAUGCGCUUGGAGUCCUGUCGAUCUUUGGAUCCACAUAUGUAUGUGAGCAGGUGUUCUCCAACAUGAACUUUAUUAAAAACAAACAUCGCGCACGCCUCACAGAUGACAGCUUGCGAUCCUAUGUAAAGAUGAAGGUGACGUCAUACAGCCCUGAUGUGCAGACGCUGUGCGCUGAGGUCCAGGAGCAGAAAUCCCAUUAACCAAGUAUGAUAAAUAUUUUAAUUGCCUAUUAUUUUAUGUAUAUUCAUAUUUUUUCAUUGUUCAGUGAA